Molecule: messenger RNA, 3274 nt
Organism: Hydractinia symbiolongicarpus
Lineage: Eukaryota; Metazoa; Cnidaria; Hydrozoa; Anthoathecata; Hydractiniidae
Exons: 11
Coding region: 398-3133 (911 amino acids)
Biological process (GO): peptidyl-lysine monomethylation
Cellular component (GO): nucleus
Molecular function (GO): protein binding; protein-lysine N-methyltransferase activity
Source: RefSeq, a predicted model, not a curated record
AGAAUUUCCCGGUUUAAACUUUAGUUCCAAUUGCUAAAUUUUAGCUAAAACUUCGGCUAGUUUUUACAUAGUCUAGCUUAGGCAUGUUUUUAACCUUAAAACUAUCUUUCAAAACAUUGUUUGACUAAAUAUGGUAUGUCUUGUAUAGAAGAAUAAAUUCCAUAUAAUACACAGAUUUUUCUCUUUUUAACAUGGCUUUGAAUCUAGCUUUAUAUCAUAUUUUUUUUUUAGUUUGUUUGUUGGUUUUCUUUAAUAAUUUCAUUGUUCAUUUACAAUAUAUAUAACAGAAAGUAUACGAAAAUAUUUAUCUGCUUUUCAUUUUUAGUUUUUUGUUCAUUCAAAAAUUUGUACUUUUGUAACAGAUAUUCUUUAUGUUGUUGGAAUGUUUUAGAAAGUCAUGUCUACUGAAAACACUAAUGAAGGUUACGAUGAGUUAAAAGGGGAAAAGGACAAAGAAAAUAAAAAAGCAUCACAGAGUAAUCAAAGGGAAGAGACAUUAGACCAUGUAGAUGCUUUAGUUACCAAGACCGCUGAGAGCAAAAUGGAUUUACUGCAGGAUGAUAACGAAAAUAUUCAUGAUAAACAAUGUGAUUCUGAGGCCGCAACAUCUGGUAGCUUGACUGAAAACAAAAUGAAAACCGAUAAUGUUCUGAACAGUAAUGAAUGUGAAGACUGGACUUUAGAAACAAAAUUAAACAGUUUUUUAAAAUGGUGUAAAGAAAAUGACCUCAAGCUUUCUUCAAAGGUUAAAGUGGAUUUUGUCGGUACAAGCCACCGUUAUGGUAUGGUUGCAACCAAAGACAUUAAAAAAGGAGAAACAUUGUUUGUAAUUCCAAGAACAGUCUUGUUACACUCAGAUAAUGGUAAAAUUGCUGACAGAAUAGUUGAUUAUGAAGAUUGGUUAGAUGAUAUUGGAAGAAGCUUAGAUGAUUCAAGUGGUUGGAUACCUUUGCUACUAACAUUAAUGUUUGAAUAUAACAUUAAAAAUUCAUUUUGGGCCCCAUACUUACGGUUGAUGCCAGAAGCAAAAGAAUUUGGGCAUCCCUUGUUUUGGACAACAGAAGAUCAAAUUGCCAAUUUGUCAGGUAUGAGUUUAUUUUACGACAUUCAGCGGGAUAUCAUCAAUAUGGAACACGAGUACAAUCAAUUCGUGCUACCAUUUUUAUGUCGAAACAAAGGUAUUUGUCCGAAUGUCGCUGAUUACAGCUUGGAUUUAUACAAACGUGUAGUUGCAUUUGUAAUGGCAUACAGUUUUACUGAAGGCCCUGGGUCAACCAGCAUGAUACCUAUGGCUGAUAUCCUUAAUCACCACAGCGACAACAAUGCUCAUUUAAUAUUCGAGGAAGAUUGUUUGAAAAUGAAAAGUUUCAAGAAAAUUGAAAAAGGUGAAGAGAUCUUCAACACGUUUGGUAAACUCGAUAAUUCUGCUUUGCUGCAGAUGUAUGGUUAUGUUGAGCCUAACAACCAAUACGAAUCUGUAUCAGUGGCAGUGAUUAGUUUUUUAAAUGUUAUUGGAGCGACAGGAAAGUUAUCUCCCUCAUAUCUUCAAGCAAUGACCGCUUUCCUUGAUAAAACGCUCAUUGCUCCCUCUGACGAUUUUUUUAUAUUUGACAAAAAUGGGAUGAGAAAUGGUCCUGACCUGAUCCAUGCUUUAAAGGUGUGGCACAUGAGCGAGAACGAGUUUGAAGAUAUGGUGAGAGCACGUGCGUGUAAUCGUCCCGAUUCGUUUUAUAAAAAAUUAUUACGCAAACUUAAACUCGCCAAAAAAACUGACGUGUCUUCAGGAGUGGCUGUGAUAGAUAUCACUGAAGAAGAACUGGAAUGUGAGCAAGAAGGCGAGAAAAGAAAAUUUGUCGAGUUGCAAGAAAUCGAAGAAGACGCGGAAGAAGAACAACAGCAAAAUAAGCGUCUUCAUCUGCAAAACAACGGUUGUUGUUAUCAUGAUGUCGGUAUAUCUAGUCACGUCGGUACAUGUAAUAACGUCCUUGAUAAAGCCUGUGGCGGUAUUUUACAUAAUAUACCGAACAAACUGAUGGAUUAUAAUAAUAGACAUCACCAGACUGAUCAUGAUACAAAUUCUCAUGUUGGUAACACUAAAUCGAGUGCUAUUGUUAUAGACGAUGACUCUGAAGAUGAUGUUGAAAAAACACAAUCUGAUAAAAAACAUAUUGAUAAAACUGAUCGUGACGAGAAAGUCGAUAUAAAAGAGAGUAAUAACAAAAUGGAAGUUGAUAUUUUACCGAACAAUAAUUUAAGUUGUAGUGUAAGUAAAACUGAGGAGUUGGUAAAAACAACCGGUAGCGAGAAUAAUUUACCCUUAAAGCAAUGCGAAGAUGGAACUUCUGAAAAUAAAAUUUCAGGUAAUAGUAAAAAUAAUGAACACAGCGAUGAAAGCGCUGAUAAAACUGAGCCCGUCACGAACAAUGUUGACAAUUUGACGGGUGACGAAAAUAUAAAUUGUGCGCAGGGAGAAUUAAAGGAUACAGAAAUCAAUGUCUGUGUAAGUUCAGAAGAGAAAAGUAAUUCCCCACAAGAACAAGACAUAAAAUGCGCAACUAAUUGUGGAGAUAAAACUAUAUCUACUAACACAAAUGUUGCAGAUGAAUCCAGUGAACGUAGUUGUAAGAUAAGUAAAUCUGCUGAACUAAAUACAAAUUCUGAAGCAAGUAAGAAUUCUAUGACUAAUGAACCAAACCUUUGCAAUGGUGCUGAUGUAAGAUCGAGUUGUGUUGGCAAUGAUGCUGGAAAGAAUUCGACUUUUAAAGUAACUGUGAAGGAAACUGCAUUGUGCGCAGAUAAAACAAGUCAUAAUGUGUCAGUUGAAAAUGAAGAAAAAAGUGAAGAUGAAAACGAAGAAUUAUUAGAUAGUGAUGUUGACAGUGAUACAGAUGAAAUUGAAUUUGUAGGCGAAGACAUAACAUGUGCUAUGACGUACGAAAACCUGAACAAAAAGUUACUUCCCGAAUGGAGAGACACUGUUAAAAAAGUACUGGAGAAACAAUUGACUAAUUUGAAUGCUUAUGCGAAAGAUAACAACCCCAAGGAAAGCAUGACACGUGAUCAGUUGAACGCAUACGAAGUUCGCUGUGGUCAGCGGUCAGUUUUAAACACUUUCAUGGCCGCACUUACUUGAGCGCAUAUUUUGUUAUAUCUUCGCGAAAAACAUGGAAAGUGUGACAAAUCGUCGUUUGUAACUGAACUCUAGUGAUCUGGAACACAGCAUGAUAUUACUUUCCAAUUAUAUUUUUUAUUUAUUGAAAACGUCUUCAUUUUA